GUCCUGUGUAUGUCUUCCGAAUACUGCUGCCUCCACCGCCACCCUGCGCCAUGUGCCACUUUCGGGUCUCCUCACACUGCUGCCAGGUCCAGAGUGUGUCAUUGGUCCCUGUACGGCCUCCCAUUGCUGCUGUCUCCAUCGCCACACUCUGCCAUGUGCCACUUUCAGGUCUCCUCACACUGCUGGUGGGUUCCAUUUUGUCAUAGGGUGCUGUACGGCCUCCCAUUGCUGCUGUCUCCAUCGCCACACUCUGCCAUGUGCCACUUUCAGGUCUCCUCACACUGCUGGUGGGUUCCAUUUUGUCAUAGGGUGCUG
Messenger RNA from Staurois parvus, 315 nucleotides. Lineage: Eukaryota; Metazoa; Chordata; Amphibia; Anura; Ranidae. The record is from the annotation of a GenBank genome assembly.